AUGUUGAUUGAAAGGGGGGACAGUGUUGCAACAGUAGUGAGAGAGACAGAGAAUAAACUGAACACAGAUGAACUAGCCGGCAGAAGGAACAACACCUCACUGCAAGGUGCAGCUACUACUGCUGCGGCUGUAAGAGAUGCAGAAGAGAAAGAAGAUGUGAUAAUAAGAGUAAUACUUUCACAGCUCAUGGACACUGCUGUCUUCAUCUUCAAUCUGGCUUUCUUAACAGUCACAGAGACUGCAGCUGCAUUAUGA
Messenger RNA from Blastomyces gilchristii SLH14081, 255 nucleotides. RefSeq lists its product as uncharacterized. The transcript has a single exon. The record is from RefSeq and is a predicted model, not a curated record. Lineage: Eukaryota; Fungi; Ascomycota; Eurotiomycetes; Onygenales; Ajellomycetaceae. The coding region runs from base 1 to 255 and encodes 84 amino acids.